Glarea lozoyensis ATCC 20868 is the source of this 1677-nucleotide messenger RNA. Its product is annotated as Acid protease. Gene Ontology annotation, molecular function: aspartic-type endopeptidase activity. Lineage: Eukaryota; Fungi; Ascomycota; Leotiomycetes; Helotiales; Helotiaceae. The transcript has 4 exons. Bases 1 to 1677 code for a protein of 558 amino acids. Gene Ontology annotation, biological process: proteolysis. The record is from RefSeq and is a predicted model, not a curated record.
AUGGUGUAUUUCUCUUUAGUAGCAUCAUGCUUCAUCCUCGUUGCUACAGCGGCUCAGUCGAUCAAGCAACGACCUACAUCACGAAAUACAAGUGCUGCACCGAUCGUGGUGCAGUCGAGCCAAUAUUUUGACGGCGACAAUGGCAAUUGGAGUACAAUCGCCAUCCGCGUCGGCACCCCAGAACAGACCGUUAGAGUCUUUGUGUCAACAAAUUCCCCCAUCACGGCUGUUGUGCAACCUGCUGGAUGUGAAGCCAAAGCGAAUCCUACAGGAGUGCCUGUAAAUUGUGUUGAUUCCAGAGGAGGCACGUUUGACAGUACGAAAUCUUCAACCUGGAAUCGGCGUGGUCAUUUUGAACUUAAUGGGGGGAAUGGCGUGGGUUUCGAAGCGAAUUUGGGAUAUAGCUUAAAUCUCAACUAUGGCUUAGAUGUUAUAGCACUUGGGUAUCGGGAUGGCGUUGGCUCUCAGAGACUAUCAAACCAAACGGUUGCAGGCUUUAACCUUCCUGACCCGUUCUACUUAGGCUUCCUCGGUAUUGGGGUCGAGCCCGUGAUAUAUAAGGAAUUUGGGAAUUACUCGGCACCUUCGUUUUUUGAACAAUUAGCUAUUGACGGUCUGAUCCCAGGGCUGAGCUGGAGUUAUACUGCCGGGGCAGCUUAUCGUCUUUCUGCGGGUCAAAGUAUGCAGCUUAUAUUUGGUGGGUACGACGCCUCGCGAUUCAUACCCAAUAAUGUUCACUUCACCCUCAAGGAAGAUUCUACUAGAGACAUUGUUGUUGGCGUACAAUCUAUCUUGUACGCAAAACGAGAAACAAACCUGACGACUCUGUUGCCGGAUCCGAUUUACGCAUUCGUAGAAUCUACAGAUCCUAAUAUCUGGCUUCCAAUCGAGUCGUGCUUGUUAUUCGAAAAAGCGUUCGGUUUGACCUGGGAUGAGUCAGUAUCUGAAUAUUCUCUGAAUAGUACGCAACACAAUACUCUUACAAGAUCUAACCCCACGGUCACUUUUCGACUUGCUGCCAGUACAACUGGGGGGGCUACAGUUGACAUUAUACUGCCCUUCCAGUCUUUUGUACAUCAGUACCCUUCCGUUCCAAACGCUACCUAUCAAUUUCCUCUCCAAAGAGCUAGCAACCCGUCACAAUAUACUUUUGGCCGCAUAUUUCUCCAAGAAGCGUACUUGACUGUCGACUACGACCAGGGAAACUUCUCGCUGAGCCAAUGUACUUUUAUCGACGGCGCACCUUCUCGAGUUAUGUCAAUACCUGGUACCUCAGCUAGCAAUGAAAGUGGAAGUGGAACUGGAGAUGUGCCUAACGUACCAACUGGAGAAUCUCCGAGGCGGCCCAUACCGAUUAUAGUCUCUGGCGUCGUUGUUCCCACGAUAUUCAUCAUAAUAAUAUGCGCUGUAGGAUUCUGGUUCUGGAAGAAAAAGCAGAGAGACAAGAAGCGGAAGGCGGGUGAGUCUUCAGUGGGAUCAGCGGUAUCCGUGGGAGUAGAUGAGACUGCGAUGAAUAAUCCAACGACUGGGCGUCUUGUUGAAGUCGAUGGCCGCGAUAAGACACGUGAGCUUCCAGAGCUUCCAGAGCUUCCAGAACAUGAUGCAUCACAUAAACUUGCUAGUAAUGAUGUAACACAUGAACUUGCUAGCAACGAUGUACCACAUGAGCUUGUCUGA